AAUUACAAAAUUUAUAUAUAUUCAAAUAUAAUACAAAUAUACAGUAUAAAAUGUUUUUGUAAAUUAUAUUUAAAUACUUAUUUUUUAAUAAUUUUUUUUUGUAUGUAAUAAAUUUUUGAUCAAGAUGUAAGCGUAGUUAAUACUAAUUUAAAUAAACAUAAAAAUUAGACUGAUUAAAAUGAUGUUUGGAGAACAUUCAAAAACUAAAUUUAUUGAAGAAACAAGAGCAGCCAGAGUAGAAAGAGCAAAUGAUCGAAAGCGUGAAGAAUCUGCUAUUAUUAUUCAGUCUCUAAUAAGAGGAUGGCUUUCUCGAAGAAGAAUUCAUAACAAUACACUAAAACAAUUUGAGGAAAUAUUUAAUAAUUCAGAUGAUUUAAAGCCAGCAACUCAUGUAUACUUAAUUUCUAAAAAGUUUUUGGAUCAUUGGAAUGAAAAACGUGAUAAACAACAAUUUGAAAAAUUUUGCAAAUAUAUUAUACGUAGUCUUGAGAGUGAAUCUCUAAAAUUCAGUUAUGUGUCUGUUGCACUUACUAAAGAACAUGCAGUUAGUUGGAUAAAACAUGUCAAGGAAAUUCUUUCUGUUUGUCUUAUAUAUCUAUCUAAUUUUCAAACAAAAACAUUAGGUGAUUCAUCUUUUUUACAUACAUUACUUCAUAUGAUUGUUUCAUUCACAUCUACUUCUAUGUGGAUUGCCCUAACUUCAAACAAAACAUUACAAGGAUUAAAACAUGGUUUAGAACGAUUAACUGAAAAUUUAGUAGCUCAUUUGUUAGCAAAAAAUGUUUUUAAUACAAUGCAGACAUUACUAAUAAAUGGAUUCCUAGGAUCAAAGAUUUUAUUGAAGCCUGUUUCAAUGACUGCAAUCAUGACAAUAUGUUGGCGGUGUUUAGUUUUAAGUAACUUUUCUCAGUGUAUUUUUCAAUUAUUUGUUGUGGAAAUAUAUUCUUUGCCAUUACUUCUUGAAAAUUUGGUUACGUAUUCUCCAAAAUUAAUAACAACAUUUCAAUCAGGUAAUUUACUUGAAAAAAUAUUGAACAUUUUGAUGGAUCAAUCUCAAUGUAAUGAAAUUUUUCAAUCAUUGCAACCUAGUUGGAGUUUAUCAUUGAUUGCAAAUGUCAUUCAUUUAGCUGAGCUUAGUACUGAAAUUGAAGAAUUCGAAAAUAUUUGUUUUCCAACCUUUGUGGUUGGUUUGACUUCAUUUCUAGAGACUAUUAGAGUGUAUAUUACUAAAAAACAAUCUAAUGUUUCAAGUGUAUGGCACCCUGAACUAGGAUGGUUUACAGCUAAUCCAAAGUGUCAAUGUUCUCCAAACAUCCCACCAUUAAAAAAUCAAUUAAUACUCUUAUGGUGUGGAAAAUUAUGCACAAAACUUUUACGAUCUCAUUUAGUUAAGGCAUUAGAAACUAUACCUGAUCAUCAACAAGUACCAUCACCCCCCCCUAAAUCUAACAAUCCAAUUAUUUUUAUAAAAAAAGCUUUGGACAUUAGACCAUCUAAUAUAAACUAUACGAGUUCAAAACUGACCGAUAUACACGGAACAAAAGUUGUCGCUGGGUGUAAUUUAUAUUUUAUGUGUCUUAAAACAAUAACUCAACUUAGGCUUGAUAUAAUUACUGGUCUAUGUUACCAUGAAGAUACUUUAUUUUUAUUGUGGAGAUUUCUAGCAUUUUUAGAUUCACAUUGUGGUAUUAAAAAUUUAUUAAAUAUAUUAGAAAAUGAUAAAUACUGUACUUCUAGUGAAUUACGCAUGGUACAACUAUUUUGUGAUUGUAUGUCUCACUAUAUAACUAUUCUUGACGAUAUUGAAAUGUAUGAACAACAAAAACCAUUUGUAUUACGUGAUUACAUUUUAAUGUCAAGUUUUUUAAAUAUUUUUCUUUACAAAGGAAUAUCUCAAAAUUUAUUUGAUAUUCAAGAUAUGGGUCCUAACAGUCUAUUUCGUUCAUGCCAUACACUUCUUAUGGUACUUUAUCGUAGAGACUGUAGGAGAAAAUUUGCACCAAAUGAUCAUUGGUUAAUUGGUGAUCUUAAAUCAUCUUCAUUUUUAAAUGAACUUAACAAAGGCCGCAAAACACAUUUGAUUUUAAUUCAAGAAAUGCCCCAUAUAAUAUCACAUGAAGUACGUGUAAGACUAUUUAGAAAAUAUGUAGCUAAUGAUAAAUCUGCAUUAGGUGUUAGUCAAUAUGAUGCACUUCAUCCUACUAUUAUAACUAUUCGAAGGAACCGUAUAAUUGAAGAUGGCUAUGUAUAUGUAUCAGAAAUGUCUCCAAAGAGUUUCAAAGGUACAAUAAGAGUUAAAUUUAUAAAUGAACAAGGACUAGAUGAAGCAGGAAUUGAUCAGGAUGGAGUUUUUAAAGAAUUUCUGGAAGAAACUAUAAAAAAAGUAUUUGAUCCAUCUUUAAACUUGUUCAGAACAACGGAAGAACAAAGAUUAUAUCCUUCACCUUCAUCAAAUGUUCAAGAAAAUCAUUUAAAUUUAUUUGAAUUUGUUGGUCGAAUUUUAGGAAAAGCUGUUUAUGAAGGAAUUGUAGUAGAUGUUCCUUUUGCAUCAUUUUUCUUGAGUCAAUUACUUGGGCAAACUCAAGAAUUAUUGUACAGUUCAAUGGAUGAAUUACCUUCUUUAGAUAAUGAUUUGUAUAGAAACCUAACAUCUGUAAAACAUUAUGAGGGUGAUGUUUCAGAACUAGAUUUAACUUUUUCAGUAGUUGACAAUCAUCUAGGAAACUUAAUAACUCAUGAUUUAGUACCUGGUGGAAGAAUGAUCUCAGUUACAAAUCAAAACAAAAUCAACUAUGUGCAUUUGAUGGCUCAUUAUGUAAUGCACACCCAAAUCAAAACUCAAACUGCUGCUUUUAUUAAAGGAUUUAGAUCAGUAAUAAAUCCUGAUUGGUUAGCACUAUUUUCAACACCAGAACUUCAAAAAUUAAUGUCUGGGGACAAUGCCCCAAUUAAUUUGCAUGAUCUCAGAAAACAUACACAAUAUUAUGGUGGUUUUCAUGAUUCCCAUCGAGUAAUACUAUGGUUAUGGGAUGUUUUGCAAAAAGAUUUUACAGAGAAUGAAAGAGCACUUUUUCUUAAAUUUGUUACUAGCUGCUCAAAACCACCUUUACUUGGGUUCGCUCAUUUAGAACCUCCAUUUUCAAUAAGAUGUGUUGAAGUAGGCGAUGAUGAAGAUACUGGAGAUACUAUUGCAAGUGUAAUACGCGGAUUUUUUACUAUUCGUAAAAAGGAUCCACAGCUUCGAUUACCUUCUUCUUCUACAUGUUUUAAUUUACUCAAACUACCUAACUACCAAAAAAAAAGUAUCUUAAGAGAUAAACUAAGGUAUGCAAUAUCAUCCAAUACUGGCUUUGAACUUUCAUAAAAAUAUUAAUAAAAAAUAUCUAAUAAUUAUGUAUAACUUAGUACAUAUUUUUAUCAUUUUUAUACCCAAUAAAUAAGAGUAAUGAAAAUUUAUUGUGUACAUUUUACUUAAGGGAUGUGAAUUAAUUGUUGUAGUGUUUAGAAUUUUAAUUAUAUAAUAUUUAGUUUAUUAUCUAUCAAUUUAUAAAAUUAAAAAGUUCUAUUCAUAUAGGUAUAAAUAAUUUUAGUA
Daktulosphaira vitifoliae (grape phylloxera) is the source of this 3592-nucleotide messenger RNA. Its product is annotated as ubiquitin-protein ligase E3B. Gene Ontology annotation, biological process: ubiquitin-dependent protein catabolic process; protein polyubiquitination. The transcript has 19 exons. Gene Ontology annotation, molecular function: protein binding; ubiquitin protein ligase activity. NCBI's taxonomy places the organism in Eukaryota, Metazoa, Arthropoda, Insecta, Hemiptera, Phylloxeridae. The coding region runs from base 179 to 3364 and encodes 1061 amino acids. The record is from RefSeq and is a predicted model, not a curated record.